Molecule: messenger RNA, 295 nt
Organism: Dimorphilus gyrociliatus
Lineage: Eukaryota; Metazoa; Annelida; Polychaeta; Dinophilidae
Source: the annotation of a GenBank genome assembly
CAUGAAUUCUGAACCAAAAGUAAAUGGAAAUUCGAUAAAAAAAAUUUCUAAAAGAGACGACUAUUUAGAAUGGUCCGAGUACUUUAUGGCAAUAAGCUUCUUAUCAGCCCAAAGAAGUAAGGAUCCGUCAUCGCAAGUUGGGGCAUGUAUCGUUAACGAUGAGAACAAAAUAGUCGGUAUUGGUUAUAAUGGAAUGCCAAAUAGAUGCAGUGAUGACGAACUACCUUGGAAUAGGAUUGCAGAAGAUACUUUAGACACGAAAUAUCCAUACGGUUUAGAUUAUUUGACUUUUUAA